UGCCAAGAAAUCUUGCCGACAAACUCGAAACUUCUGCGAGUUUCCAAGUUCAGGUGUUACAUCGAGGAAAAUUAUUGUACAUUCGCAUUACGUUAUUUUUUAUUGUAUCUUUCAUUCAUUAACUCAGAUGUUGAGCGUACGAGUCAUUUGUUAGAACCCGUAAACUUUUCAAAAUGCAAUGCAGCCUAUAAACGAAAGUCUGCAAGAUCACAACGCAAUACUGCUAAGAAACGGAAAAAUAGUUACCAAAGGAGGUACAUGGCAUCAGCUUGGAGAGCCACAGUUCCUAUUACUCCGCAGAUGAUUCGUGUUGUUGUUAAAGAGUUGCAAACAAGAAGAGCAUACAUUAGUUCUGCCCUGAUUGCCAGCCAUUUGCGACGCUGUUAUCCUAUAGACAAUGAUCCAAAUGCACUGAAGAAAGAGUUAAAUGAAAAGUUGAACUGUGCUGUAAGUGUUGGACUAAUUGCAAGGUGUGGAGAUGAUAAAUAUUCUAUACCUACGCUGCGCCAACAAGCAAGCUUGGAUAAAACUGCUUUCACUGCAUUUUGGAAUACAUUUUACAGAAGUAGCGCACCAUCUACCACGGAUCAAUUCGUCAGUUUAGAUAUACCAAGAGUACAAACUCGCAAAAGAACUACCUUUACCCUCAAAUACGGGGACCACAGGAGGAGUGGCAGCUCUAUGAAUUUUAAUCAAAUCAAUGAUCAAAAACUAAAAUCAUGA
This is a messenger RNA of Neodiprion fabricii, 723 nucleotides long. RefSeq lists its product as uncharacterized. NCBI's taxonomy places the organism in Eukaryota, Metazoa, Arthropoda, Insecta, Hymenoptera, Diprionidae. Bases 259 to 723 code for a protein of 154 amino acids. The transcript is spliced from 3 exons. The record is from RefSeq and is a predicted model, not a curated record.